Eutrema salsugineum is the source of this 4077-nucleotide messenger RNA. RefSeq lists its product as uncharacterized. Gene Ontology annotation, molecular function: nucleic acid binding; RNA-DNA hybrid ribonuclease activity. The transcript is spliced from 3 exons. NCBI's taxonomy places the organism in Eukaryota, Viridiplantae, Streptophyta, Magnoliopsida, Brassicales, Brassicaceae. Bases 1 to 4077 code for a protein of 1358 amino acids. The record is from RefSeq and is a predicted model, not a curated record.
AUGCCUCGACCGAACAACGAACAUCUCGCCAAAGAUCCACCAACUCCACCGGCUUUACCGACACUACCACCACCGCCACCGAAUCCGCCUGCUUUGCCCGAGCAACAGAAACGGAAUCGCGAUGACCGAGCUCCGGAGAAUCAUGCUCCUAAGGCGCGAAAACGUGUCAACAUGAUAAUGGGGGCCAUCGAAGCUUGCAGUUAUUCCGUUCGAGCCAUCAAGGAAUACAGCACACAAGCCGCUAGCACACCGAAAACCCCGCAGGAUCCGCCGAAGGGAACGCCCUUGGUCUUUACCGAGGCUGACACGAUCGGAAUUCACAAGCCGCAUAAUGACGCUCUCGUUGUCGAUCUACUCCUCAACGACGUCGAAGUUAGCCGCAUUCUGAUCGAUACUGGCAGUUCGGUCAACGUUAUCUUCAAGGAAGCACUUGACCAGCUCGAGUUGGCGUCAGAUAGGAUUGAUCCGUUCAUCGAGCCACUUACCGGAUUUGAUGGAGAACGUUGUAUGACGACCGGCACUGUCAAAAUCCCAAUCUACGUCGGCGGAAUCGCAAAGAUGAUCCAGUUCCUUAUCCUCGACAAACCGGCGAUCUACAACGCUAUUCUCGGUACGCCAUGGCUGCACGCAAUGAAAGCGGUCGCUUCGACGUACCAUCAAUGCUUGAAGUUCCCGACCCCCGACGGUGUGUACACACUCCGAGGAGACCAUGCCGUUGCUCGAUCGUGCUACAUAAACGAGUGUAGACUCCACUCGGCCAACCAAGCUUGCGUUAUUAGUUCGUUCGGACCAACUGACAAGCUCAUCGUCCAAAAGACAAAGCCUAAGCAAGAAUCAAUCGUUCAAGUUAGCAUUGACAAACUCAGGCCAGAGCGUCAAGUUGGAAUUGGCGCCGAGCUCGACCCAGUCAUCCGUGAACCACUCAUUCGUUUCCUGAAACAGCAUACCUCAACCUUCGCUUGGUCGGUAGAAGACAUGCCCGGGAUUGACCCGCAUAUCGCGUGCCACGAGCUCAAUAUCGAUCCGACGUACAAGCCUAUCAAACAGAAAUGCCGAAAACUUGGGCCAGAGAAAGCGCAAGCCGUGAAUGACGAGGUCGAGCGCUUACUCAAAGCUGGAUCUAUCACCGAAGUUAAGUAUCCAGAUUGGUUGGCAAACCCUGUGGUCGUGAAAAAGAAGAAUGGUAAAUGGAGAAUUUGCGUCGACUUCACCGACCUCAAUAAAGCGUGUCCGAAAGAUAGCUUUCCGUUACCUCAUAUCGAUCGCCUUGUGGAAGCAACUGCCGGAAACGAACUACUCUCAUUCAUGGAUGCGUUCUCCGGAUACAAUCAGAUUCUCAUGCAUCCGCAGGACCGAGAGAAGACAUCCUUCAUCACAGACCGUGGCAUCUAUUGCUACAAGGUCAUGCCAUUCGGCCUGAAGAAUGCUGGAGCAACGUACCAACGACUGGUAAACCGGAUGUUCGCGAGCCAGCUCGGACGAACUAUGGAAGUCUACAUCGAUGAUAUGCUCGUAAAGUCACUCAUCGCUUCCGAGCACGUCGGCCAUCUUCGCACAUGCUUUGAUAUCUUGAAUCAAUAUGAAUUCCUCGGAUAUAUCGUCACACGGCGAGGCAUUGAAGCUAAUCCGAAGCAGAUCGCCGCUAUUCUUGAGCUCCCCUCGCCGACAACCAAACGCAAAGUUCAGCGACUUACCGGACGUAUUGCGGCGCUUAACAGAUUCAUAUCUAGAUCAACGGACAAGUGCUUGCCCUUUUACCAACUUCUCCGCGGUAACAAGCACCUCGAAUGGAACGAGAAGUGUGAAGAAGCCUUCGCCAAGCUAAAGGAAUAUCUGUCCACUCCGCCAGUUCUGUCCAAACCAGAAACCGCCGAGACACUUUAUCUUUACAUCGCGAUUUCGGAGUUCGCAGUUAGCAGCGUUCUUGUUCGAGAAGACCGCGGAGAACAAAAACCGAUUUUCUACACGAGCAAGUCCCUCGACAGAUCGGAGUAUCGUUAUCCGACUUUGGAGAAGUUCGCCUUCGCCGUGGUUAUUUCUGCACGGAAACUACGCCCGUACUUCCAGUCUCACGCAAUCGUGGUCUUGACCGAUCACCCUCUUCGCACUUUCCUUCACAGCCCAAGUCAGUCCGGACGACUCGCUAAGUGGGUUAUUGAACUUAGUGAAUAUGACAUCGAAUACCGGAACAGAACGGCAACGAAGUCUCGGGUCCUGGCCGAUUUCUUGGUCGAACUCCCACCGGAGCUUGUCGAAGAUAAUCCGGUCGUACAACCUUGGAUUCUUCACGCCGAUGGUUCAUCAUCCCAUAAAGGAUCCGGAGUUGGAAUACGUCUCAAGUCACCCGAAGGAGAAGUAAUCGAGCAGUCAUUUCGGCUCGGCUUCCCAGCAUCCAACAACGACGCCGAGUACGAAGCAUUGAUUGCCGGACUACGACUCGCUAAAGGUAUCGGCGCCGAGCACGUACACUCCUAUUGUGAUUCUCAACUCGUAGCCAACCAGUUUCACGGCGAAUACGAGGCCAAGAACAACCGCAUGGACGCAUAUCUCAAAGUUCUUAAGGAUAUUGCUUCAGAGUUCUCCACCUUCGAGCUUACAAAGAUACCCCGAGACGAGAAUGCAACCGCCGACGCCUUAGCCGCACUCGCGACUAAUUCCGAUCCUGAUCUUCGGCGAACUAUCCCGAUUGCAGCAAUCGAGCGACCAAGUAUCGAGCACGAUCCGAACUGCAAUAUCAUUACAAGACGGCGUGACUACGAAGCCCAGCCAAACCGUGCUCCACCCCUCACCCGAAAGACGAAACCUAAAGAGGUCAACCCCGAUCGCGACAACGAUACGGACGAGCUUAACGAUAACGAGCCUGAAUCCGAGGACGAGUCCGAAGGCCAGCACGUCCCCAUUAAUAUUGAAGCCCAAGGAGAAGACGAACCCGAGGAUUGGUCCUUAGAAAUCGUGGGAUACAUCGGAGAUGGAACCGUUCCCGCAGAUAAAUGGGCAGCUCGGCGCCUUAAGGCUCGCGCAGCCCGGUAUGUGGUCAUUAAAGGUACUCUUCUCAGACGGGACGCUUCUGGUGUACUUUUGACUUGUGUUCACGGCAACGACAUCGCGGAAGUAAUGCAAAAGAUUCACGAAGGAGAAGGAGGAAAUCAUUCCGGAGCUCGGUCCUUGGCAUUUAAGAUCAAGAAAGCCGGCUAUUACUGGCCUACUAUGCUCUCUGAUUGCGAGAAGUACAUGGCACGUUGCGAGAAGUGCCAACGUCAUGGUCCGAUGAUAAAUCUUCCUACCGAGCUCCUGAUGACCUCGACCGCACCAUAUCCUUUCAUGCGCUGGGCAAUGGACAUCAUCGGUCCUUUUCGCCGAUCUACGACCCAGAAGCAGUACGUCCUCGUCGUCACAGAUUACUUCACUAAAUGGGUUGAAGCCGAAGCAUACCCCGAGAUCCAUGGAAUCGACGUCAAGAAGUUCUGGAAAAUCCGACUAAGUUUCUCUAUCCCGCGUUAUCCGCAAGGCAACGGACAAGCCGAAGCCACGAACAAGACCAUCAUUGACGGACUGAAGAAACGACUCGAUAUCGCUAAGGGAACGUGGGCAGACGAACUCGACGGCGUCCUGUGGUCUCACCGAACGACACCGCGACGUUCAACCGGUCAGUCACCUUUCUUCCUUGUGUAUGGCGCAGAAGCUAUGUGUCCAGCCGAACUUAACGUCCCAAGCAUUCGCCGAACUAUGCUUACCCAGCAACCCGAGGCGAACGACAAUAUGAUGAUCGACGCACUUGACUUAGUCGAAGAACAUCGCGAACGAGCACUACUCCGGAUACAGAAUUACCAACAACUUGCAGCUCGUUACUACAAUAAAAAAGUUAAGGGCCGUCACUUCGAAGACGGCGACCUCGUACUUCGUAAAGUCUAUCAAAACACCGAAGAGAAGAACGCAGGAAAACUUGGCGCGAACUGGGAAGGACCAUAUCAGAUUAUGAAGGUCGUUAAGCCCGACGUUUAUCAACUCAUGAAGUUAGACGGAACUCCGAUCCCGCGAUCUUGGAACUCGAUGCAUCUCAAACGAUACUACUACUAG